UAACUUGACCUUCACCCUGUAGUCAAUAAUCAAUCAACCUCUCCGGCUUCAUUCGCUUCUUGACUCGUCGACCUACCAGCCUCAUCCACCACCGACCACCUCAACUCCACUCAUCACCACACGAUGGCAACUUUCUCCUCCUCCUCACCGUCCAGCAUGAAAGAAAAGAUUGAGUUUAUUCGAGCAGCCGUACCGUCGGCGAAAAAGACCGACAUCGUCACGGUCCUACAGACGUGCGACUACUCGGUUGAACAAGCGAUUUCUGCUCUAACAAAAGACGGCGGCCGCCAGGAGCUCGAACAGUGGACGUUUCAGCGCAGAAAGUCGAAGCUUCGUCAAGCGCCGACGAAGAGCAAGAAAACGGCGUUGGCACGCCAAAAGACGCCCGAGGCAACAGAAGCGACAGUCGGGAACGAAGCGAGUCAUGCCGUUGUGCAGGAGGGUGGAGAGCGGAGUGAAUCAGCAGUGGAGGAGAAAGCUGUUGCGGCAGCAAACGGCUACACCCAUGACACAGACCUCACACGUCGUCACUCGCGUCAAGACUCUGUGAGCAGUACAGGCAGCUGUGGCAGCAGCAGCACAACCGGCGGUCUGAAAGAAGGCGGAAAGAAACUACUCAAAGAACUCAACAAGACGACCGUCCAGUUGCCUCGAUAUCAAACUUUACAACAUGAGAAUUUCCAAGUUGCUGAGAGAAGAAUUAAACAAGAAUUUGCGAGACUACAGCAGUGUGUCACCGAUCGUGAACGCGAGCUGUUGGAAAUGCUCUCCGUUGUGCAGUCUCAAGGCGAGAAGCUGUUAUGUGGUCGCCAUCAGAGUGCGGAGAAAUUGUUGCUUCAAGCAGAGAGCAUGGGUUCGUUGUCCGAGGGGAGGGCAUCCGAGUUGAGAGGCGAAAUCAAACAUUUUGUAUCAGAAAGGAGGAUUGACGAUGAGUUGGCUAAGAUGGAGUGGUUUAGUGGUACGGCAUAUGGUUUGGAGAAGGAAAUAAAACAGUUUGGAAAAGUGUCUGAAAUUCGUCACUUGUAUUCCGGACAUAAAGCUGUUCCAAGUAAUCCUAGCAAGGCACCUGAACAUACUCCAUCUGACAACACUCAUUCAAAAACUGUUGAACAACGUGAUGUAGAAGCCAAAGCAGAAAGCGUCGGUCAUUCUGAGUCUAUAGGAAAGCAGGUUGAUGUCGAGGUACACAAUGGAGUAGAUGCUUUACGGCUGCAAGCAGAGUUGCAUGCCAAGCUGAAGGAAGUAGUGAGCCAGCAGAGUGCGAUGUCACACAAACAAGGUCCACGACUUACCAACGGCUUUGUAAAAGGCCAACCCUCCCACUCGCAUCAAUCCUCCACUAAACAAGAAGUCAAACGUCAAGCCAAGCCACCAUCCAAUCCCAGCAGCCAAGACCGACCUUCAGCAUCUCACCAGCAUACCAAACCCUCAACAAAAUCAUCCAAGAAGAGACAGACAGACGACAAGAGACAGAUGGAUGAGAAGAGGCGUGACGACCCCAAAGAGCAAGCGCUCCAAACCAACGAGAAAACUAAAGCACGAAGAGAUGAGAAGAGACAAACUAAUAUGAAAGAUACUGACGACAGACGAGGUAACGAAGAGAAAAGACUAAGUAAUAGUGAUUCAAAACAGCACAACGACGACCCCCUUCCUUUACCACAAAGACAACGGAGGCAGCCUAGAGGAGGCCGGCAACCUCAGACGAGUAGUCCCUCUCUGCAAGGUGUGGCAUCGCAUACAGAAGCGACGCUGAUCGUACUGUAAGACAUCGGAAGUAGAUACCUAGUUGGAUAUGCGACAUGAACGAUGAUGAUAGGUUUGUGUGUGGAAUGUAUUGAGUCGGUAGUUUCUUGUGUUGGAUAUCAUUGUGUGUGUGUGUGUGUGUGUGUGUGUGUGUGUGUGUGUGUGUGUGUGUGUGUGUGUGUGUUGUGUUGGACGUGGCCGACUCGUUAUGCAGUCGGUUGAAUUUGAGAUGAUGAUGGCA
This is a messenger RNA of Corticium candelabrum, 1984 nucleotides long. Its product is annotated as spermatogenesis-associated serine-rich protein 2-like. Bases 124 to 1764 code for a protein of 546 amino acids. The transcript is spliced from 11 exons. Gene Ontology annotation, molecular function: ubiquitin binding. NCBI's taxonomy places the organism in Eukaryota, Metazoa, Porifera, Homoscleromorpha, Homosclerophorida, Plakinidae. Gene Ontology annotation, cellular component: cytoplasm. The record is from RefSeq and is a predicted model, not a curated record.